AUGAACAGUUCACCUAUUACUACCUUCCUUAUUAUCCAAAUUCCAGCGUCUUCCCUUCUUUCUGUUCUUUCUCUGCCUACUCCUCCAGACUCCAUUGCUACUGCUACCAUUCAGUUUCUUUUUUCAUUUACGUUCAUUUACGUUCUUUUUCUGUCAUUCUUCCUUCAUUUGACCAUUUUUUUCCUGCUUUUUUCCUUCCUUAAUGGAGAGAAGCUUUUACCUGCUGUCAUUCCGUUUUCCAUGAUUCGCUCGCCUUUCAAACCCUUUCAUUAUUUUUUACCCACCCUAUCUAUCUAUCUAUCUAUCUAUCUAUCUAUCUAUUCAUUCUAUUUUCUUUCUUUCUUUCUUUCUUUCUUUCUUUCUUUGUCUGCAGUGUUGUUUUUGCCUUUCCUUUUUUCCUUUUCUUUUCUAUUCUUUUUUCUUAUUUCUUUAAUUCCUCUUCUUUCUUUCUUUCAUUCAUUCUUUCUUUCUUUCUUUUCCAUUUUUCUUUCUUUCUUUCUUUUCCUUUUACUUUUCUAUUCUUUUUCCUUUUACUUUAAUUCCUUUUCUUUCUUUCAUUCAUUCAUUCUUUCUUUCUUUUCCAUUUUUCUUUCUUUCUUUCUUUUACUUUUGCCAUUAUUUCUUUCUUUCUUUUUCUUUCUUUCUUUCUUUCUUUUCCUAUUUCUUUUCUAUUCUUUUUCCUUUUACUUUAAUUCCUUUUCUUUCUUUCAUUCUUUCUUUUCCAUUUUUUUUUUUUUCUUUUACUUUUGCCAUUAUUUCUUUCUUUCUUUUUUCUUUCUUUCUUUUUCUUUCUUUCUUUCGUUCUUUCUUUUCCUUUUUUCUAUUCUUUUUCUUAUUUCUUUAAUUCCUUUUCUUUCUUUCUUUCUUUCAUUCAUUCUUUCUUUUUCUUUCUUUUCCAUUUUUCUUUCUUUCUUUCUUUUCCAUUUUUUUCUUUCUUUCUUUUACUUUUUGCCAUUAUUUUUUCUUUUUUUUUUCUUUCUUUUUUUUCUUUUCUUUCUUUUGUUUUUCCCUUUCUUAAUUCCUUUUCUUUCUUUCAUUCAUUCUUUCUUUUCCUUUUUCUUUCUUUCUUUCUUUUACUUUUGCCAUUAUUUCUUUCUUUCUUUUUCUUUCUUUCUUUUUCUUUCUUUUUUCGUUCUUUCUUUUCCUUUUUCUUUUCUAUUCUUUUUUCUUUCUUUUUUUUUCUUUCUUUUUUUCCAUUUUUCUUUCUUUCUUUCUUUUUCCAUUUUCUUUUUUCUUUUUUUCUUUUCUUUUACUUUUUUCUUUCUUUUUUCUUUUCUUUUUUUUUUUCUUUCUUUCUUUCUUUUCCUUUUUUUUCUAUUCUUUUCCUUUUAUUUUUUUUAA
Molecule: messenger RNA, 1341 nt
Organism: Acanthosepion pharaonis
Lineage: Eukaryota; Metazoa; Mollusca; Cephalopoda; Sepiida; Sepiidae
Source: the annotation of a GenBank genome assembly